Ilex paraguariensis (yerba mate) is the source of this 313-nucleotide messenger RNA. The record is from the annotation of a GenBank genome assembly. NCBI's taxonomy places the organism in Eukaryota, Viridiplantae, Streptophyta, Magnoliopsida, Aquifoliales, Aquifoliaceae.
CCCAACAAAGGGCAGCAUUGGCUCCAAUAAAAAGAGACCACCAGGGCCACCAGGAUGGCCGAUUGUGGGCAAUAUGUUUGAUCUUGGAACAAUGCCUCACCAAAAUUUGUACCAACUUAGAACCAAAUAUGGAUCGGUUCGUUGGCUAAAGCUUGGUUCAACGAACACCAUGGUCAUACAGUCUGCAAAGGCUGCUGCUGAACUGUUCAAGAAACAUGAUCUUCCUUUCGCGGACCGCAAAGUUCCAGAUGCACUAACUGCCUUGUGCUACAACCAGGGAUCAUUGGCUUUUGGAAAUUAUGGUCCCAACUAG